Heterobasidion irregulare TC 32-1 is the source of this 821-nucleotide messenger RNA. RefSeq lists its product as uncharacterized. The coding region runs from base 6 to 731 and encodes 241 amino acids. The record is from RefSeq and is a predicted model, not a curated record. NCBI's taxonomy places the organism in Eukaryota, Fungi, Basidiomycota, Agaricomycetes, Russulales, Bondarzewiaceae. Gene Ontology annotation, cellular component: membrane. Gene Ontology annotation, biological process: C-terminal protein methylation. The transcript is spliced from 2 exons. Gene Ontology annotation, molecular function: protein C-terminal S-isoprenylcysteine carboxyl O-methyltransferase activity.
CAACCAUGCCAUCCCUCCUCCUCAAAGUCCCUCUCAUCAUACUCACCGCUGUUGGCUACCAUGUCGGUAUGACCCCACCGAAUCCACCUCCGAGUAAAGAGGAGCAAGCAAAGGCUCUUGGCGGAAGAGAUGUGACCUUCCGCGAACGUCUGACGAGACUGGUGCCUUUCACCGCAAAGACAAUUGUCGCAACGGUGUCAGCAAUUGAGAUUGCUGUAGCGCUCGCGAAACUGAACCCAACGAGUCCGGCGUCGACGCACAUUUUGGCAUUGUUUUGUUCUGGUAGGGGUGGAGCCAUGAACCUCUCGCUUUCGGCCCAGUCCUUAGUCGGGAUGGGAUUGGUAUGUUUGGGGGGUGCUAUUCGAUUAGCUUGUUACCGGGAACUGGGGCGGCUCUUCACGUACGAGCUCACUCUGCGGAAAGAGCACAAACUCGUUACCAGUGGGCCUUACUCCAUUGUACGCCACCCGAGUUACACGGGUGGUACUAUUCUGGCUGUGGGCAUGACGAUAUGUGAGUUGGGUUCGGGAACGUGGUGGACAGAAGCAGGGAUCAUUCGCACGAUCCCGGGUCAGGCAUUGGCAGUAGUCUGGGGUGCCAUUUUGGCGUAUUCGGGAUUCAUUUUCAGAAGGGCGGUUGGGGAGGAUGAUUUGAUGAGGAAGGAAUUCAAGGGGCAAUGGGACGAGUGGGCAGCGAGGGUUCCGUACAGGUUCGUACCAUGGUUAGCGUGAUCGGAUUGACGCAUCGAUGAGCUCCCUUUUGUAAUAUCUUUGCACUUUUGUAUGUUAUACGAGGAUAUACAAUACAUGAUCGGUCCACAG